Mizuhopecten yessoensis (Yesso scallop) is the source of this 1304-nucleotide messenger RNA. Its product is annotated as AUGMIN subunit 2-like. Gene Ontology annotation, cellular component: HAUS complex; centrosome; mitotic spindle microtubule. The transcript has 6 exons. Bases 86 to 760 code for a protein of 224 amino acids. The record is from RefSeq and is a predicted model, not a curated record. Lineage: Eukaryota; Metazoa; Mollusca; Bivalvia; Pectinida; Pectinidae. Gene Ontology annotation, biological process: centrosome cycle; microtubule nucleation; spindle assembly.
GAGAACUCUUUAAUAUAAGGAGAUAAAAAUGUAAAGAAGCGGAAACCUUCAAAUUGCACUCAUCGAAAUAUGUAAACAAACAUAAAUGGACAGUGAGCGGUUUUCCACAGUCUUGGAUACUUCCAAUCCAUGGAGCUGUGUUGACAGUUCACUUGUUCCACUCAGAAAUGCGUUAAUUUUAGGAGAACGAACUGGACACAUCAGUAAGCGAAGUGAUUAUGAUGUUGAAAAGCUUCAUGAUGAAGUGCAAGAAAAGAUGCCAUCAUGUCGUCUCAUCAAGUUACUUAGGAGGACUACAACAGAAAGGAAGGAAAUAAACAAGGUUCAUCUGGAAAUCCAACAGCGAAUGCAGGACAAGGAAACACAGGAUAUAACUCAUUUCAGUAGCUUAGAGGACAAGAUAAAAGUGAUCAAAGGCCUGAACUCGCACAUUGAGUCCAUCAUCGAGUGUAAAUCACAGCUGUUGGUGAGACUGCAGCAGCCAUUUGUUGGUGACUUCAUCAAACUAGAAGCCCAGUAUCACAAAUUUGCGGCAGCACUGUUCCCCCAGAUAGCUCCUCUGUUGGCAGACCUCAACACACAUCUAGAGAACAUCUCUUGGACCAAGAACCUUACAUUUUCUGAUGGGAAAUUGGAGAUAAUGUUGUCCGAGCUGAACAGCAUCCUGGCCACGCUGCAGACCAACUUCCAGUCCCUGUGUCAGAUGAGGGGCAGCAUGGGGUCUCUGUACCAGCAUGACUCCCAAACAGUACCACAUUAAUUCAGUAUGACUACCAGGCAGUGCAGCAUUUAUUCAGCAUGACUCCUAAACAUGGCAGCAGUAAUUCAGCAUAACUCUCAGACAGUGCAGCUAUAACUCAGCUGGAUUUGCAGAUAGUUCAUCAGAAAUUGAGCGUGAUUAAGUCCUCACCUUGUGGAUACUGUGUCUAAAUACUGAAUGUAGGGACUGGUAAUCAGGAGAACAUUUCUUUUUAAUGGAAGCAGCAUUAGAUAUAGAUAUAGAUUUCAUUAUAAAGGAGCAGAAUUUCGUCAUAGACAGGAGGGAGUAAUGAUCCUGUAUAGAGGAGUAUAAGUUCAGUUAAGCAGAGCAGCAUUUUAUGAAAAAGGAGGUGCAUUUUCAUUUAAAUAUCAGUUACAGGAUAACAUAUUUGUUAAUAUACUAAAUCUCCUCAAUCUCUGCACUUUUCCUCUUGUACAAUAUGUAUAUAUACAUGUAUAGGCAUUGAUCCUACUAUGCAAGCAUGAAUAUUUUAUAUUACAUAAUGGAGUGUAUGUUGAUGUUCAAAUAAACUGUUUCAAUGUAA